Molecule: messenger RNA, 1409 nt
Organism: Neopelma chrysocephalum (saffron-crested tyrant-manakin)
Lineage: Eukaryota; Metazoa; Chordata; Aves; Passeriformes; Pipridae
Product: ly6/PLAUR domain-containing protein 2-like
Exons: 3
Coding region: 70-453 (127 amino acids)
Molecular function (GO): acetylcholine receptor inhibitor activity
Source: RefSeq, a predicted model, not a curated record
GAAAACAUAUAAAGCUCCCUGGGAGCAGCUCUCCCUGACUUGUCGGGGCUCCGCGGAUCUGCCCUCAGCAUGAAGACACUCCUGGUUGGUUUCCUGCUUGGCUUGGCAUGCCUGGAAUUGGCCCAGUCCUUACGAUGCUACACGUGCAAGGAGCCCACGGACAUCUCCAAGUGCAAAACAGUCACCUCGUGCCCCCUCAAGGCCAACGUGUGCACCACAACCCUGCACUCCGUGGACUCGGGUUAUCCCUUUUUUGGGAACAUCACGGUGACCAGGAGCUGUGAGGAGGAAUGUCUGCCCAACAACGGCAUUGGGGACAACAAACCCAAGUCCUGCUGCUACACCGACCUGUGCACCAGCGACACCAGGGCCAGCAGCGGGGUCAGGAGCAGCUCCUCGGCCCUGCCUCUGGUGGCCCUGCUGCUUGGGAAGCUCCUCCAGUGCUCCCUGUAGUGUCCCAAGCCAAAACACCCCCUCCCCUCUCUCUGCCAAGGGAACUCUUCGAUCCCUUGGGAAUGACCUCCUCUGCUGCUCCGUGGCUUCACUCAUCUCCCAACACUGAGAACUCAAGUGGAUUCAAGCCAAGAGUUUGGGCACCUGGAGUUAAAGCCCUCGAAUUUCCAGCUUCUGGGUGCCAACCAGAUAUUUCCUCACCUUCAGCUGCUUUUGGUCCACUUUGGAACUUCUUGGUUCUGUAGAAUCAUGGAAUGGGUUGGGAAGGGACCUUCAAGAUCAGCUCAUCCCAAUCCCCUGCCAAGGGCAAGGACACCUUCCACUAACCCAGGCUGCUCCAAGCCCCAUCCAACCUGGCCUGGAACAAUUCCAGGGAUGGGGAAACCACAAUUUCAACUUCCCUAGGCAGCUCUGGUGCCACCUCCUGAGUCAGAGGAGCAGAUGGAUCUGGUCCUGGUUUUCUGCCUGCCCAUCAGAGCGUGGAUGGCAAUGGCAGAGAGCUGGCACUUCAUUUGGUCAGGAAUAAGCUAUGGAAUGAGUUCAGAAGGGCUCAGAUUCCAUAGGUUGGGAUGGGAUGUGUUUCUGGAAAGCUCAGAACAUUCCCCAGACUCACCAGGCCAGGGUGGGUUAGACCUGGAAAACCAAAUCUGGGAAUUUGGCCACACAAACCUCUCAGGAUCCUCUGCCUGAGCUCAGGUCGCAGCCAGAGCUCCCAGAUUUCCCUUCCCAGAUGUUUUACACACUAUUCCAAGCAAAUUCUUCUGUCACUCUGCCCUCCCCUCAUCCCUCCACAGCAGGAAAGGAAAAGGAAUGAUUAUCCCAGACCCUCAACUCUGGGAAAAGCCAGUUACCAGCACUCCUGGAUAUCAGCUGGGAUUUGCUUGGAGCACCUGUGGGAUUGACUCUGCUGUCCUGUCUGCUGGAAAAGCAGCUGGAGUGGAAGCAGAUAAGGCUGA